AACCAGUUGCCCCACGCGCAAGUGACACGUCUCCUAGCCGCCUUUGGCUGGACCUACGAGGAUUAUACGCGAGGAUACAUACUGCAGAAUACGGAGAAAAAUAAGUGUCAACGUUAAUAUGAAGGGAAGAAAAAUAAGUGAAUCGUGGACGAUAAGUGACUCGGUGGAUAGCUCGUUUUUAAUUAUCGAAACGAGAAUCGUCGUAUCGAUGUUAAAUGUGAAUCGCAUGCUCGACGAUAUGUAAAUACGCGAGGAGAAUCCCGUCGGACUCGUUCGAGUAAACGUGUCUCAUUCGCUAAACGAACAACAGGAAAAAAGAGAGAAUUCGAUGGUAAAAGAAACGAAUUUAAGAUACAAGCAAAUAUAAACGUCAAGAAAAAAAGAAUGUAGGACUCCUCGUGUAUUUCGAUUUACACAAAUGCAGUCUCGUUCGAUCGAUAUCCACCACUCGGUGGUGUGUCAACAUGUAUAAAAGUAAGUGAGAAGAGAAAAAUCAUCUUAUUCGCAUUUAAGGAAUGUCCAAGUCGUCUGAUCAAAGUGACAAACAACGAGAGUGCGCCGAAGCGUCGCGAAGAAAAUUUCGUUGACUGUUAAGUUCGUCGUCCAUGAAGUAUAAUAGUGCCGAACGAAGAAGAAAGGGAAAAAAGGGAAGGAAUGUAAAGCGGAAGUCGUCGAAAAAGGAGAAAAAGAAACGAAAUGGAUUCGCAGAACGGCCCGGUGCUGGACCGAUGGAGUAUCUGCUCGGCUGAGGAGGAACCGCUGGUGUUGCAGCAGUUCCUCAGGUUCGCCGAGACGCGUCCGUUCGUGCAGCAGUUGCUGCUGGCCGCCGGAACGCCGGGGACGGAUGCUAUGUCACCCAGCAGACGACCUUCGCCUCCGACGAUGCCACUAGCACACUUGCCACCGCCCUUGCACCUGCUCCACUGCGGCCUCCCACCGCCGGGUACGAGGUUGCAACCGCCACUGGCGCCACCCCAUCCUCCACCCCCAGUCUCGCACCCCUCGAUUUCGCCAACUACGCAGAAGCAUUAUUCGUCAGUUUCGACCGGUGGUAAUCCAGGAGUAACGAGUAACCGAGGGAAUUCGCCACCGAGAACUCUGGAUUCUCAUAUGAACGUGUCACCGUUAAACAGACUACAAAGCAUGCAACCCUUUGAUUUUCGUAAACUUGGUACAUUAGGAUUGCCAGCGUUUACACCUUUACCACCUGUACCAUCCACGGAGCAACUUUUACAAAGUCGAAAGUCUUUGAGAAAUCCUCAAAGUCCGCACAGUCCGCCCCAUCAUUCGUCCAGCUCGCAAUUACAGAGGCCUCACAUGCCGGUGGCACCGGUAUCUUCGUCUGCGCUUAACUUUGGUCAUCCGCUUUCCGUAGCUGUUUCCUCGGGUACUCUACCACCUACCUUUCCCAGUCAUUUUCCACCACCACCGCCGAUGGUUAAGUCGACCGGUUCCAUUGCCGGUCUGACAGCACCUACGGACGUUCACAGUAGCGGUGAAAAGAGCAGCGAGUUUGGCUCAGAGGAGGACGAGGAUGACGACGAGAACUCCGAUAGUGCAUUGAACCUCAGCAGGCGUGACGCUGCAUCUAAACACGUGGCAGCCGAGCACAGACAUCCUCCACCCUUACCGCUCCAACCUGCACCUUUAGGAAGGCCACCUGGUAUCCCCGGUAGAAAACCUCAUUCUCCUGGGAAAAGACCAACGGGACAAUGGGGUGCCACCGCCAACAUGCCACCAAAUCUAGGCACGCCCUUCAUCAAUCCGACCACCGGUAAGAAGAGGGUACAAUGCAAUGUCUGUCUGAAGACGUUUUGCGACAAGGGAGCCCUUAAAAUCCAUUUUAGUGCGGUACAUCUCCGAGAGAUGCAUCAAUGUACCGUCAAGGGUUGCAGCAUGAUGUUUAGCUCGAGAAGAUCGAGAAAUCGGCACAGUGCCAAUCCUAAUCCGAAACUUCACUCGCCACAUCUCCGAAGGAAGAUUUCACCUCACGAUGGUCGUUCCUCAAUGGCUCACGCGUUAGUUCUACCACCACAGGUUGGACUUCCCGUACCAGCAACAGGACUCAAUCACUUGCCGUUUGGUUCUUUCCCAUUGUUAACUCCACCAUCCGAGCUGCGUUCACCAGCGUCCCUCUGUGCCUUGGAUUUCAAGCAUCUCGACCUGUCUUCAGCGCAGGGCCAAGGUAGACCUUACGAGGAACCACUUCAACAGAGAAUGCCCGUCAGCACGGGUUUACCUAGUAGCACGGUUUCCACUACAGUAUCAAUGACUACGAGUUGUGGAACGCCUUCCGUUGCUGCAUCUAUGACCACUACUACAACGACGGCCAGAGGAGGAUCGUUUUCAGGUGGUACAACCAGUUGCACGGUCUCACCAUCGACGUCGAUGAUACCCGAGGGCGAAGAAGACGACGACGACGAUGACGGUGGCAUUGUCGUUGUCGCGGAAGACGAUACGAGCGAUGUACCUUCCAGAUUGCAUUCUCGUAUAACUCAAGGCGAUGAGGAUGACGAACAACCGGCUGACUUCAGUUUAGCCAAACGACCAAAACUCUACUUCACCGAUAUGGCUGACGAAGAGAACAUCAGUAAUAUCGAUAGCAACGAAGACGACUCCGUGGGUGGCACCGAUCAACAUUCCUUUAGUGCUGGUCAACACGCCCUUAAUUCGAAUACCCUUCUCCACAGCAGGGGUGUACGCAAAAGGAAAUCCCAACAUCCAACGAGAUGCGCUGUCUUAGCGGAAGUGCAUUCCUCCUCGACGGACGGUGACUCCUCGAACGACGAGGAACGGGUUCAACGACGUAUUAUAACGGACGGUGGAAUUGUUCCGGUAGUCGACGAUUUCCAAAAUCAACCGGAAGAUAUGUCGAUGUCACGUCUCGAAGCAGAAGAACGUAAGGUCUCGCCAACCUCGCCGAAGAACCGAGAUGCAAACUGCCGUAAUUCACCGGAGACAACUUCGAACAGUGAACAAGAAGCCACAACGACGUUAGAGAACGUUCGUAAAGAAAUAACGAAGGAAAAUAUCGAUGAUCUACCUCAGGACGAGCCGAGAGAUCUCAGUUCGAGGGCGAGCAGCGUCAAGUCGCCUAAACGUCAAAUCAGUCCAGAGCCACAAUGUUUAAACGAGCCAAACGUUGAAGGUAACUCUACUACCGCGAUCUGCGAUUCGGCAUCGGAAUCUCAGGAACGGGCAAGACAAAAUAUCAAAUUAGAAGCAGAAAUGCAGGUUGUAAAGGGUGAGGACAAAAACGUGGUUGCGAAAAAUGAAUUGGAUACGACGGAAGAGAAAAUCGUUCGGAAAAACUCGGACGACUUUAGGAGGCGAGGAGGGGAAGAAGAGGAGGUGGAGGAGGUGGAGGAGGAGGAGAACGAGAGGACGCAGGACGAAGACGAUGAGCCAUUGGAGGAGGUCGAGGAUGAUGAUGAUGAUGAUGAGGUGGACGAAGCGCUGCGCAAUCAGGAAGGUGAGCGUCCCGAUGAUCCCCCCCGUGCCCCGAGCUCGGUCGAGAGCCGUCCAACGACAGCUGACGAGCUCUCCCACGACUCCUCGACCAACACUUUGCGUCAACUCGAGUCCUUGUCGCAGGGUCGCACGAUGAUGCCGUACACCGAGACGCAACGGGUGGCUUCGAGGUCUGGCCGCGGCUCUACCAGCCCCGUCAGCCUCACGACGCACCAGGAGACCACCAUGGACAACUCCUCACAUGGCUCUCGUUCAUCCAGCGCUUCUCCCUCCACAGCGGCCAUGGAUAUGGACAAUAGCCUGAUAACCUACGCGAGAUACGAGAAUGGUGGCUUCGUCAGUACCCAGGAGGUUCCACUUGAUCGUGACAAUCCACGGCGAUGCACGGCCUGUGGCAAGGUCUUUCAGAAUCACUUUGGUGUGAAAACCCAUUACCAGAACGUCCAUCUGAAGUUGAUGCACCGUUGCAGCGUCGAUGGUUGUAACGCGGCCUUCCCAUCCAAGAGAUCCCGCGAUCGGCACUCGGCCAAUCUCAACCUUCAUCGGAAGUUGCUCUCGACAUCUUCGAGUCCACCUCUUUCAUCGGGUAGCCUGCCAUCCAGCUUGUCGCCGCGGGUCGAGGAUGCUCCGAUGAAUUCUCUUCUGCACAACGAGUUUCUUGCGAGACUGUACGCUGACGCGGGUAUCGGUGCUGCUGGGAUCGGAGCUGCCGCUGCUAUUGGUACGGGCAUCGGUCCACUAGGGGCUUAUCCUCUGACGCCAAGGCUUCCACCAUCUGCGGUGGAUCUAGCCGGCAGGAUACCACCGCCACAUCCGCUACUUUUACCACCUCAUUUGGGGGCCACGUUUCCAGGCUUGUCCUCUUUUGCCUCACACCUGGCUGGUCUGAAUGGUUUGACUCAUCAACAUUUAAACCACCUGACGAGAUUCUCGCAGGAACAAUCUAUCAGACAACCCUCUCGCUCGGCCUCACCGUUAUCAUCUCCUGGCUCGGACGAUAGAAAAGAGGAAGCCAGAUGUACCGUACCAGGUUGCGAUCGUGUCUUUGGUUCGAGAGCCGUUAGAGACGCACACUCGAGGGAUCCCCAGGCUCAUCGUGAUCUGCCGAUUCUAUCUACUAGCGGCUCGUGACCGUUCUUUUGCCGCAAACGCGACUACUACCCCUUACUGUGAUGCCAAAAUCCUAAACGACGAUUCCGAUCGAUCGCCGAUCAUGUUGAUCUCCCAGGGUAUCGUCCACCCGCACUAUCGUCUCGCGCUAAUCCACGUGCAAUAUAAUCGAAUAAUAACAUUUUCAAAAAUAUCGCUGAUCUUUCGUUAAAUCCAACUUCAACUUUGAUUUUUCGCGUUCUUAAAAACUGUCUUUACUCAAAUCGGCUAUUCGUAAGAUCUCAGAAACAAUCGACGUGCUUCGAACCCUCCAAUCUAGUCAACUUGAUAUCUCUAUCGGUGGGUCCACAAGUAGAUGACAAUUUUCUCACAAAGAGAAACAACCCGUCCGAUUCGUCAAAUUUCGUGUUUUUAUCUUCGCUUCGAGUCAUUACACGAUGAUAAUCAAAUUUUCACAAAGUUUUUCCAGUGAUAUUUUUGAGGGUGUUUAUUUUAUUUAACAACCGCGCGAAUACAUUUAGCUUAUAAAAUACGAUUUCUUUUUUCCCCUUUUCUCUCUCUCUCUCUCUCUAUCUGUUUUUUCCAGUUUGCAAAGAAUUUAUUUAUUUAUUUUUUUUUUGUUUGUUCGCGGGUACCAUAAAUGUUACGAACGAAAAAGAGAGAAAGAGAGGGAGAGAAAAAAUAAAGAGGAGUAUCAAAAAGAUCAUUUGAAAGGAGGGCGCGAGACGGAAGAGGGGUGGACCGAAAAUACCAACUCGGUGUGUUCGAGAAAAAGGCGUUCGCGUAGAUCGAUCCCCGGAUCGAUGGCGCGAUCUAAUUUUAUCAUCGUUGUGAUAACGUAACGUUAGCGAAUACGUCACUAUUUAAUCAAUAAUCAAUUAGCACUGCUGUAUAUAUAAACAUAGUACCUUUCGGUGUAUCGCGAAUAAUUAUCGAUUAAGCUACGAGGGAAGCGUGACCGAUCGACGGAACGAACGUUUUUUACCCGAAUAUUGGGUAAAUCAACAAAAUCGUGAGAUGAAGACUUUUGUGUAAAAGGGUUGUUUCGAAUAAAUGAGAUAUAUAGGAACGACGAUAUUAAAUUAGCGAGUUAAAAAAUCGGAGCGAUAUCAAACGAUACGUUGGCAGCUAGAGAAAUUAAUUAUAAGUGAAAAGAAAAAAAAAAAAGCGUGAGCAAGAGAAAGAGAGAAAGAGAGAGAAAGGAAUUAAAAGAAAGAAGAAAAUAAAAUCAACAACAACAAAAUGCAAUCGUUCAAUAUUAGAAAAUAACAAAUCGUGAGAUGCGUAGAACCUUUCGACGUUCGAAGAUCGAAGGUUGUCGUGCGAUCGGUUAGAAUAUAUGAAAGGAAGAAAAAUAA
Polistes canadensis is the source of this 5939-nucleotide messenger RNA. Its product is annotated as zinc finger protein basonuclin-2-like. Gene Ontology annotation, cellular component: nucleus. Gene Ontology annotation, biological process: regulation of DNA-templated transcription. Bases 697 to 4602 code for a protein of 1301 amino acids. The transcript is spliced from 3 exons. NCBI's taxonomy places the organism in Eukaryota, Metazoa, Arthropoda, Insecta, Hymenoptera, Vespidae. The record is from RefSeq and is a predicted model, not a curated record.